Molecule: messenger RNA, 2517 nt
Organism: Suillus discolor
Lineage: Eukaryota; Fungi; Basidiomycota; Agaricomycetes; Boletales; Suillaceae
Exons: 16
Coding region: 1-2517 (838 amino acids)
Source: RefSeq, a predicted model, not a curated record
AUGGACGAGCGUGAUCUUUUUCUAGCAGAACUGCUGCGGCACGAGGGAUGCGGAGAUCACAUUUCUGAUGCAUGUCCCGGAUGUCCAUGUCUGAAAUCUACUCCUCCUCGAUAUCGGUGUCAAGACUGUCUAGAUUCACAAUUAUACUGUGGUCUCUGUAUUGUCCGGAACCACUUACGGUUGCCUACCCAUCAUAUAGAGGAAUGGAAUCGUCAAUUUUUUGAGUGUCUUUCAUUGAAAGCCAUGGGUCUUCGCAUACAGCUGGGUCAUGCAAUCGGCGAAUCAUGUAUUCUUCCAAGGAGAGCAUUUAACGAUGAUUUUGUUCUCAUUGAUGCAAAUGGCAUACACGAGAUUGGGCUGGACUUCUGUGGCUGCAUGACCUCUCAGACACAUACCAAGCAACUACUAUGCUUGAUCAGACGAAAGGAUCAUUAUGAAUCUUUCAUGCACAUGGUCCGUGAAUGGUGUCACUUGGUGAUGUUAAAAUGCUCAGGGCAUGGCCAUGAUCCAAGUGGCAUGGCAGGUACUUCAGAGGGUCAGUGCGCUGUGCUGUGCCCUGCAUGUCCGCAGCCCGGGAAAAAUCUCCCAGACAAUUUGGAAGAUGCUCCAAAGGCAAAAGGUUGGCUAUAUAGUCUUUUUCUGGCGAUUGAUGCAAACUUUCAUCUGAAAAGACGUGCUGUGUCAUCCGAUGAGACCAAUCCCAGCCUUUCGCGAGAGACAUCUUACAAGUCAUAUAUAUCAGAUAGGGCUGGAGACGUACAAGAGAAAAGCACAUGUUCGAGCCAUAAUGCCAUGAAUAUGGCAGAAACUAAGUUAUCUCAAGGUCUUGCGGCAACAGGAGUAGGUACUGUGGAUUGUGCGCGUCAUAAUAUGAAGUGUCCCAAUGGAGUCGGUGACCUUCAAAAGGGAGAAAAGUAUCUGAACAUGGACUACCUUUUUUUCUCCACUCUACGACAUUCAACUGUAGAUAUCUUGAAUGUGUCAUAUGACAUUGCUUGUCAGUGGCACAAGUUUCUUUGGUCACGCAUGGUAUCUUUGCCGCCUUCCCACCACUUGAAUUAUCUUGCGAGGACAAUCCGAUUCUUUGUGCCGAAGUUCCAUCUCCCUGCACAUGUCUCUAAGUGCCAAACUAUUUUUUCAUUCAACUUUACUCACUUUGUGGGGCACACAGAUGGUGAGGCACCAGAGAGAGGCUGGUCGAAUAUCAACUCCGUAGCUUCAAGCACGAAGGCUAUGGGUCCAGGCUGUCGUCGGGACAUGCUAGACAAUCAUUUCGGUGACUGGAAUUGGAAGAAAGUAGUUGGACUCGGAUCGUCGCUUUUACUCAAGAUCAAAGAAGCUCAGAUAGAAAAGGCUGACCAUGGUGCUGCCUUCGAGGAGUUUGACAGCGUGAUCACUUCUGAACACCGCUUCACAUGGAAGGCUGAAAUGGAGGCAUGGGAAGAAAAUCCGAACGAUACAACAGUCACCAACCCCUUACAACCGAAAGGCAUUGCAAUUACACAAGCCAGUGCUCGCUUGAGUUUGGCCCAACUCAAGGCUGAGGAGCUCGAGUGUGGUGUAGAUCUAUCACUUCACCCUGAUGUAUCGCCAAGUGUGCUCAUCGCAUCAGGCAUAGACCUCAAAGAAGAACACUCUACAAGGUGGCGCUUGAAGGCCAUAGUCGACGGCAUGGGCAUCCAUGCCACGGAUAGACAGAAGCUGAGUAUUCUUUGCAUGAGGAUGUCUCUUCGUCAGAAGAUCGAGUCUUGGAGACAGACUCAACUUCUGUAUGUGCCAUUGGUGCAAGUACUCCUGGCCGCCUCACCAACUGGUAGUCUCAACGAUGCUGAGCUUAUGAAGCUUUGGCUCCCAUCUGCAUUGAACAGUAAUGCUUGUGAUUUAUGCCUCCAGCAUAUUGAGUGGGAGUUGUGUUUCGCGCAAGCUCAUGACGCCUUAGAAGAGCUUAGGCAGUGCCUCCAUAGGGAAUGGAUUCGAGGCCAAGGGGCCAAUACUUGUGCUCAGAAUGCACUCACACAUAUACAUACGAGGCAGGUGGCCUGCGUGAAGCGCUAUAGGACUGCAUGGACCACGCUCAAAUCUCUUGCACCAAUUCUUAAGAAAGCAGAUUGGUGUGGGCGGCUACAGGACCUCUCCGAUGACGAUUUAAUGUGGAUUUGGAUGAUGGACGGUGUGGACAGCGGUGCAGCUGGAGGAGAUGUCGACGGUGUUCGUGUGGAAUGUGAAGAGGUCGACCUUCUCCAGGAGGAGAUGCGCCGGGUCCUGCAAUUUUUUAAUUGGCAGGCAAACUGGUGGGAAGGACAGGGAGUCCGCCGGGUCAGAACUGCUGCCCAUCAUGAGGCUACUGCCCAGGAUGAAAGUUUGCAUGCCUAUGCUUCUCGGCAAGCUAAUAUUUGCUGGCGCCUCGCUGCCCAUUUCCACAGCAUAUGGGCACCGCUCAUGUCUCCCCAAGACACACUGGGUAAUCCGGCUGCCACACUACCAUUACCCGACUUGACGAUCCCUGAUAUGCCCUGA